AAGCAUUCAAAAUAUUCUUUGACACGUCAGGUUUUUAAUUACAAAUUCUGGCAUUUCCCAAAAUAUUCAUUGUUAAUAAAGAUUUUGGAAACAAAACAUCAACUUUAAUACGCUCUUAUCGAAAUAAUAAAUCAAUUAUGAGACUGAAAAAAUUUUUGCUAAUAUCCGCCGUUGUUAUAGUGCUAGCUCAUUUUGUAAUAGCACUACCGGUGACAAAAAAUAAAAAGGAAGAAAUGGAAGAAGCACCAAAGCCUGCUGAGCCUCAGGAUGUGGAAACAGCUUUGGAAUAUGAGAGAUAUUUAAAAGAAGUUGUAGAGGCUCUGGAAAGCGAUCCCGAUUUUCGAAAAAAAUUAGAUAAAGCACCUGAAGCUGACAUACGUAAUGGGAAAAUUGCACAAGAACUUGAGUAUGUGAAUCAUCACGUGCGUUCCAAGUUAGAUGAAAUCAAACGUCGUGAAGUCGAACGUUUGCGAAAAUUGGUCAAUCAAGAGUAUGAGUUAGAAAAUGAAAUUGAUCGAGAUCAUCUCAAAAUUCCACAACAUAUAGACCAUCACAACGAGCACACUUUCGAAAUUGAGGAUCUUAAGAAAUUGAUUAAAAAGACUUCAGAAGAUUUAGCUGAAGCUGAUAAAAAACGACGUGCUGAAUUUAAAGAAUAUGAAAUGCAAAAAGAAUUCGAGAAAGAAACUAAAUUGAAGGAAAUGCCUGAAGAAGAACGAAAAAAAUUUGAACAUGAGGAAAAAGAAAAGGAAGAAAAACACAAGAAACACGAAAAAGUUCAUCAUCCAGGCAAUAAAGCGCAACUAGAAGAUGUCUGGGAAAAACAGGAUCAAAUGGAUAAAAAAGAUUUUGAUCCACACUCAUUCUUCAUGAUGCAUGACGUCGACGGUAACGGCUACUGGGAUGAGAUUGAAGUAAAAGCACUUUUCAUUAAGGAACUAGACAAAGUAUACCAAUCCGGUUUGCCUGAGGACGAUAUGCGUGAACGUGCCGAAGAAAUGGAACGUAUGCGUGAACAUGUUUUCGAAGAAUCAGAUACCAAUCGUGAUGGUCUAAUUAGCUACCAAGAGUUUUUGGAUCAAACCAAAAGGGAUGAAUGGAAUAAAGAUCCCGAAUGGGAGACUGUUGACGAAAAACCACAGUACACACAUGAAGAGUACUUAGAGUUUGAAAAAAGACGACAAGAGGAAAUUCAACGUAUGAUUGCACAAGGAUUGUUGCCACCACAUCCCAACAUGCCACAAGGCUAUUACCCUAAUGGUGCACAUGAUACUUAUCAGGUUGGUGGACAGCAGCAGGUACCAAUUGGUCAACAACAGAUGCACUAUCAGCAACCACAACAACAACACAUACAACAACAACAGCAAUAUGCACAGCAACAACAACAAUAUCAACAGCAGCAGCAACAAUUCCACGGUCAACCUGUUCAAUUGCAUCCAAAUCAAGCUUAUCAAACGGUUAAUGGACAUCAGGAAUAUCAGCAAGCGCCCCAACAGCAACAAUACCAGCAGAUGCCACAGCAACAAUACCAGCAGAUGCCACAGCAACAAUAUCAGCAGAUGCCACAGCAACAGCAAUAUCAACAGGUGCCACUACAACAACAAGUGCCACAGCAGCAGCAGCAGCAACAACAUCAACAACCACAGCAGCCGAUACAAAGUCAACAACCACAACAGCCAAUUCAAAGUCAGCAACCACAACAGCCAAAUCAAAAUCAACCACAACAGCCAAUUCAAACUCAACAACAACCACCACAAGCAGCACCAGCACCAGCACCCGCACCGGUACAACAGCCACAACAACAGCAACAAACUUAUGAAGAUCACACAAAUAUCAUAAAACGUUCAGUUCAUGUCUAACAACAAAACAUUCCACCAAACUACUAAACUGACACGUCUUCAAGUCUAACUAACGCAAGCACAUUAACUUUGAACAGUUGCUGCUAUUGUUUAUUCAACAAACAGUCAUUGCGAUCAAUAAGAAAUGUCCUCAUUUCAUAACAACCGAUUUAAUAAUGACGUGUACUACAACUACACAUAUACACAUUUACUAAAUAACAGUCUAUUUAUAUAAAUACGGGGUCUCCACACUAUUGUGUAUUUAUAAUUCCAUUUUAUUCUAUUGUAAUUUAUUAUGCUUCUGUACGUACGAAGUAAAUGUGGCAUUUUGUAUACCAACUGAUUAUUGUCUGUUCAAUGAAAUCGAAUUUUCCGCACUCAAACUGUAACCGUAAACGAUAGAAACAGAAAAUCUUUUAUACAUCGCAAUAAAAAAGAGAGUUAUGAACUUUUCUUUAUGAAAAUA
Messenger RNA from Ceratitis capitata (Mediterranean fruit fly), 2304 nucleotides. It is a transcript of the gene NUCB1, whose product is annotated as nucleobindin-2. Gene Ontology annotation, molecular function: calcium ion binding. The transcript is spliced from 4 exons. Gene Ontology annotation, cellular component: endoplasmic reticulum-Golgi intermediate compartment; extracellular exosome. The record is from RefSeq and is a predicted model, not a curated record. The coding region runs from base 138 to 1859 and encodes 573 amino acids. Lineage: Eukaryota; Metazoa; Arthropoda; Insecta; Diptera; Tephritidae.